AUGUGCUCCCAAACCUUGAGAGACUCGGGUUUCAUGAUUUUUGUUAAUUAUGUUAGUAAGAGGAUUCACGUUUCUUCUCUCAAGGAAGAGUUCCAGGUCUAUGAUGUUGUUUUGGAUGUGUUCAUUGUGUAUAAGAGUUUGAAAAGAAAAUUCGAGGACUCUACUUUUGUGUUCGUUAGGUUCAGUAAUAGAGAUGAAGCGAGCUUGGCGGUGAAAAGAGCUGAUGGUAGGGUUUUGGAUGGUUUCAAAAUCAGAGUUUUCCACGACAAUAAUCCUGUAAGACUUUGCAAGAAGGUUGAUGGUGUAAGAAGGAUUAAUAAGGUAUGGAGGCCAGUAUUAAGGGACGUUAGGUCGUUUAAAGAGGUGGAGGGAGGUGUGUCGGUAGCAGGUGGGUUUCCAGUUCAGAAGUUUGUUGGUCAGCAGACUGGGAUUCAUUUUAGUUCUGUUGCAGGUGUUCAUGUUAGGGUUGGUGAUGACGGUGUAGCAAGGUUUCCUUCAAAGCUUUCUGUUGCCAAGGUAUUGGUGGAAGUUCAGUACGGUUCCUUAUCUGAGAAAGUCUCCAUUUUCAUUGAAGGUCGUGUAGUCUCUAUUAAAGUUCUAGAGUUUGGGACUGCUAACGAGGGUGUUCCAUCGGCUAAUCGGUCCGUUGAUCUGGCGGUGGAAUCUGCUGCGUCGGGAAGCUCACUCGGCAAGAAUGGGAACCCCAUUUCCAGUGGUGGCAUCUUUUCUGAAGCGUGCAAUAAAGAAAGUUUUGGAGAUGUUUUCAAGGAUCAUGUUGGGGAUCCGACCAUGGGAGGUUGUGGUAUCGAAGUUGGUAGAGAGCACGAUGGUUUUCAAACUCCAAAUUCAUCCAAUCACGUGGGGCUUCAGAGAGUGGAGGUUGAUGGUGUAGUGCGUGAUGGUUUUAAUAUUGGUAAGUCCUUUUUAGUAGAUGCUUCAAGGAAGGAGGUUAGUGGGAUGGUUAUAGGGGAUGGUGAUGGUUCACCAGAUUGUGGGUUUCCACGUGGGAUAGGCACUAAGACAAGUGGGCAAGGAAAGAGGUUACCAGAUGCAAAGCCGCGCCCAGCUAAAUUACAGCCAGUCGUCAUGUUGGAUACCGUCCACGAGAUUGCAAUUUACAUCCAUAGGUUUCAUAACCUUGAUCUUUUCCAGCAAGGAUGGUAUCAACUCAAGGUUACUGUCAGAUGGGACAAUGAAGAACCUGCUUCUGCCGCCUCGCCUUCGAGAGUCUUACAAUAUGGAGCUCCGAACUAUGGUUGUGAGAGUGGUGGAUAUGGAGUAUGGAAGAUUGAUGAAAAAGACAACAGUUUUGUGACGCAGCAUUUUCGAAUCAAAUAUGCAAGACAGGAUGUUCUUUUAUUUAUCAUGGUUGCAUUUGAUUUACCUCUUAAGGAAAAUGAGUGGCCUUCCUCAUCAGCUAUCAUUUUGAAGUUUGAGCUUUUAUAUGCUCCUCUGAUGGAGAAUGGUUCUGAGUUUCAGGCUUCUCCAUAUAGUUGCCCUGCCGCUGUCCAUGAAUUUCGGAUCCCUUCUAAAGCUCUUUUAGGACUUCAUUCCUAUUGCCCUGUUUAUUUUGAUGCGUUUCAUGCUGUUCUUGUGGAUGUAAGCGUUCACAUCACUCUCCUAGAAGCUGGUUCUAUCCAAGACUCAAUGAAUGUACCCAGCAUUUCUUUUACCGCCGCUGAUGAUGUUGCUCGUGAAACUAUUGGUGGUUCGACUCUGGAGUUGAAUCAAGCAGAUUCGAGUGACCUGAAACAGGCCAUGAUUGUAAAGGCAUUAUUAGAUGCUCGUGAAACCUUGAUUUUAGAGCUACAAAAACUUGGCAAUGCCAUUAACCAAGCAAUUGAUUUGACUAAAUUUACAUCCACAAUGAAUGAUACAAGGUUAUUUGAUUCAUUUCUGCAAGAAAAUCAGGUUACUGCUGAUAAUGAAGUCUCCGGACAAGGCAAGCCACAAAAUGGUCCUGAGAAAAUUAAUGGCGAAUCAGAUUUUCAAAGUGCUCAAUUGCCCCAGAACUUAUCCAAGGAUGAUGUAACUAGAAUGUUUAAUCUAUAUGGUGAUCAGAUGUUAUUUUUAUGGAGCACUUUUCUUACUUUCCACAGGGAUAAUAAAACAAAGAUAAUGGAUGUCCUUCACGAAGUAUGGGCUAACGAUCGAAAAAGUGAAUGGUCAACGUGGAUGGUUUACUCUAAGGUUGAAAUGCCUCAUUAUCCUAUAAAUGAUGGCUUUGAGGAGACAAACCACCGUGUUGUGCAUAAGCGGGGUUCAAGUUUGUGGAAGCUAUCUGAUGAUCCUGUGCAUAUGGCAGAGAUAAAGGCUGACCUUCAUCGACAGAGUAUUGCACAAAUGAAGAUUAACAGUCAUUCAAUCCAAGACAUGCAAAUAUUUGGAGAUCCUUCAGCAAUUCCUAUUUUAAUUGUAGAACGCGUUAUGAAUGCACCUCAUCGUAGUUUAAGUUAUAACUCGUACAUGAAUAAUUUGGAUGUCUUAGAUUCAGUUGCCUUGCAUGAUGAUAUUAGUGCUGAAGAAGGGAAAAAGACAUCAAGAGGAAAAGCUGAAAAAAGAUGCCGUGAUUUGAAGGUUGUUGUCUUUGUGCAUGGAUUUCAGGGGCAUCAUCUGGAUUUGCGACUUGUUCGCAACCAAUGGCUUUUGAUAGAUUCCAAGAUCGAGUUUCUCAUGUCGGAGGCAAAUGAGGAUAAAACAUCUGGAGACUUUAGAGAAAUGGGACUGAGGCUGGCGCAGGAAGUGGUCCAUUUUCUUAAAAAGAAAAUAGGUAAAGCUUCAAGAUAUGGACGACUAGGAGAGAUCAAACUUAGUUUUGUGGGGCACUCCAUUGGAAACAUCAUAAUGAGAGCAGCAGUAGCAGACAGUGUUAUGGAACCUUACCUGAGAUAUCUUCAUACGUACCUAUCUCUAUCUGGUCCACACUUGGGAUAUCUAUACAGCUCAAAUUCUUUAUUUAAUUCUGGGUUGUGGCUUUUGAAGAAGUUGAAAGGAACCCAGUGCUUCCAUCAACUCACUUUCACCGAUGACCCCGAUAUCUAUAACACUUUCUUCUACAAGCUCUGUAAGCAAAAAACACUGGAAAAUUUCAAGAAUAUAAUCCUCUUCUCUUCACCCCAGGAUGGUUACGUUCCAUAUCAUUCGGCCAGAAUCGAGUCAUGCCAGGCAGCAACAACGGAUCGUUCAAAAAACGGAAAAGCAUUUUUGGAAAUGUUGCAUGCCUGCUUCGAUCAGAUAAGAGCUCCUACAACUGAAGAUCGGGUAUUUAUGCGAUGUGAUGUCAACUUUGACACAUCCGCUUAUGGCAAGAACUUAAACUCGUUCAUUGGACGGGCUGCACAUAUCGAGUUUUUGGAGUCCGACUUUUUUGCUCGAUUCAUAAUGUGGUCAUUUCCAGAUAUAUUUAAAUAAUAUAUUACGAGCAGUCCGUGAUUUCUGUUGUUCCACCUUAUAGAUGGAUCCCCGGUCCCAGAUUGGUUGCUAAACGCUGUGCCGGUGAUCCUGGUUUCUAGUUUUCGAGCAUCACAGUGAAAAAAGAGAACCAUGGGUUUGUGAUUUUGGUGUAUAGGUUAGUGCCUAUAUCCGCCAGAUGAUUGCUGUAGAAAUUGUUAUACAAGUCCUCAUCACAUAAUGUGUAAAUAUAACGCAAAAAAAAAACAUUUAAUUUAGGUAAUUGAGCUUAUGCCUUAUAAUUUAUGUGAUGAGAAAGGUUGGUAUAAUAAUUUUUCACAUAUUUGACGUUUGAUAGAUACAUGGAGUCUGUAUCGAAUUGGUAUCAAAUGGAUAUCAGCUGUAAAUUAUUGGGUUGAACAUACGUACGUACAUACGUGGGAAGGCUGUUAUCUCUAUUUAGCUGGGUUUUCUUUUAAUUAAACCUGUA
Messenger RNA from Hibiscus syriacus, 3880 nucleotides. RefSeq lists its product as uncharacterized. Lineage: Eukaryota; Viridiplantae; Streptophyta; Magnoliopsida; Malvales; Malvaceae. The coding region runs from base 1 to 3411 and encodes 1136 amino acids. The transcript has 16 exons. Gene Ontology annotation, molecular function: RNA binding. The record is from RefSeq and is a predicted model, not a curated record.